Messenger RNA from Rhinocladiella mackenziei CBS 650.93, 1608 nucleotides. RefSeq lists its product as uncharacterized. The record is from RefSeq and is a predicted model, not a curated record. The transcript has 4 exons. Gene Ontology annotation, molecular function: carbohydrate:proton symporter activity. Lineage: Eukaryota; Fungi; Ascomycota; Eurotiomycetes; Chaetothyriales; Herpotrichiellaceae. The coding region runs from base 1 to 1608 and encodes 535 amino acids. Gene Ontology annotation, cellular component: membrane. Gene Ontology annotation, biological process: transmembrane transport; carbohydrate transport.
AUGGCUCUGAUCAAGUUCCCCAAGAUUUACAACACCUACUUUGUGGCUUUCAUUGCCACCGUGGGCGGCAUGUUGUUCGGUUUCGACAUCUCGUCCAUGUCAGCCAUCAUUGGAACCAAGCAAUACAAUAGUUUCUUCGACAACCCUGCCGGUGUGACUCAAGGCGCAAUCGGUUCAGCCCUUGCUGCGGGAUCCGUUGUGGGCUCGAUCAUCGCGGGGCCGGUAUCCAACAAGAUUGGCCGACGUGACUCGAUCAUGUUCGCCUGCCUGUGGUGGUUAGUCGGCACAGCUGUGCAGACAGGAACAAACGGUAUCGGCUCUCUCAUUGCUGGCCGUGUCCUUAACGGAGUGACUGUGGGCAUCACCAGCUCUCAAGUGCCGGUGUACCUUGCAGAAAUCUCUCGCAAGGAGAAGCGUGGAGCUAUCAUUAUCAUCCAGCAACUUGCAAUCGAAUGGGGUAUUUUGAUCAUGUACUUUAUCGGCUACGGAUGCAGCUUCAUCGAUGGUCCGGCCUCUUUCCGGACCGCUUGGGGGAUCCAAUUUGUGCCUUGUGUCUUCCUCAUGUGCGGACUGCCAUUCCUUCCAAGAUCUCCCCGAUGGCUUGCCAAAGUCGACCGAGUCGAUGAGGCCAUCCGAACACUGGCCAAGAUUCAGGCCAAUGGAAACCAAAGUGACCCCCUGGUCGUGGCCGAGUGGCAGGAAAUUACGGAAACUCUGGUUGCUGAACGAGCAGCUGCCCAAGGUUGGCGCAAGUUUGUCUACAACGGCAUGUGGAAGCGGACCUUGACCGGCUUCACCGUCCAGAUGUGGCAACAGAAUAGCGGUGCUAAUGUCAUGACAUACUAUGUCGUUUACAUCUUCAUGAUGGCAGGCCUGACGGGCAACAUCAACCUCAUUGCCUCGGGUGUGCAGUACGCGCUGUUCAUUGUUUUCACCACGAUCAUGUUCUUCUACAUCGACAAGACGGGCCGAAGGCCUCUUCUCAUCUAUGGAGCCCUUGCCAUGGGUGCAUGCCAUUUUGUCGUCGGUGGCAUUCUGUCUGCGGGCGAAAGUGUUCCGGAAGGUGUCGGUGGUAACAAAAAUGUCCUGAUCAAAGUGGAAGGUUCCAAAGCCAACACCGUGAUUGCAUUCUCCUACCUCCUGAUCAUUGUUUAUGCCUUGACCUUGGCUCCCGUCGCUUGGGUCUACGCCGCCGAAGUCUGGAGCUUGGAAACCCGUGCGACGGGCAUGGGUAUUGCUGCUCUGGGCAAUUGGCUGUUCAACUUCGCCUUGGGUCUUUAUAUUCCACCUGGGUUCCAAAACAUCAAAUGGGGAAUGUUCAUUGUUUUUGGUUGCAUGUGUGUGCUGGCAGCUAUCCAGUUCUACUUCACCUAUCCAGAGACCUGCAACAAAUCACUCGAGGAAAUUGAAGAAAUGUUUUCCCACGGUGGACCAAAACCAUGGCAUACCAAGCCUGGCCAGUCCAGGUUGGAUAGAAUGGUUGAUGUCGCCCGUGAGAAGCACUAUACGGUGGACGAUAUCAUUCAAAAGUCUCACUCUAUUGAUCACGGUACCCACGUCGAAAUUGCCGGUGAAAAGGCCGUCGAGGAGCAAGUCAAGACUGCUUGA